This is a messenger RNA of Colletotrichum orchidophilum, 1086 nucleotides long. RefSeq lists its product as uncharacterized. The transcript is spliced from 3 exons. Bases 1 to 1086 code for a protein of 361 amino acids. The record is from RefSeq and is a predicted model, not a curated record. NCBI's taxonomy places the organism in Eukaryota, Fungi, Ascomycota, Sordariomycetes, Glomerellales, Glomerellaceae.
AUGGACGAGAAAGAAACGUUUGAACCACCGAGGCUUGGAGAAGAGUUAGAACUGAUUAAUCCAUUAGCAACGCCGGAAAUUGACGAGUAUCAAAGGACUUAUGCUCUUCUCGAACCUCGAUACUCCUCAUCAGAGCACUCGAAUACCCCCGACUGCCCCAUAGUCUUCGACAAGCCAAGAGACUUCGAGAACUCGAAAGCACCGCGAACGCUGUCGAGCUACAACGCCAGGAUGUUCAACCUCUCUGAAAACUCCGGCCUCCGCGGCUCGGGUCACUUAAUCCUCAACGUCUUCCGGGCGUUCAAUAUCAUCGGCCUCUUGGCCGUGAGUGCCUCCACUUGGACCAUGAUCGUCAUGUCCAUUCUCAAAGGCAACUUUGCCUUCUUCGAUUCGGCCUCUCGCUUCUUCACUUUCUCCGUCGCCAUUUUCCUUAUCUUUUCCGAGCUCAACAUCUUCCGAGCCUACUUCGAGCGCAAUUGGCCUGUCCUCUCGCCCGAGCAUGGCCUCAGCUGGCUGGGGAUUGCCAUGGUCAUCAUGGGCUGCCACGUUCUCGCGGGUAUCUCAGUACCAGCCUUUUCCGUUGAGACCAUUGGUCUUCCUCUUUGGCGUCUCAUCCUUGCCUCGGGAAUUCUGGUCAUUACCUUUGGUUUCUUCAACAUCGUCUCGUCCAUAGUGUUCCGUGACGGCAGCAACGGCAUCAACGCCCGCAACAUUCGCAGCGAGGGUACUCUUGCCUCCGGCAAAAACUCGUACGCCGACGGGUACUCUGUCAGGAGCAACUCCAUUCGCAACGAGAAGCCGAAUAAUAAGUUCAAACGCCUCACGCAACGUUUCACUCCUUGGAAUAAGAGGAACGACGACGCCAGCCCUCGCCUUAACAUCAGCCAACCCAUCGCUCGCGAUGUUGAACAGGGCCACAACUUAGAGCAGGGCCACGACUCAGAGCCCGAAAGAGACUUUGACGAGGACCGCCGCAGCCCCAUCAUGCCUGAUGUCGCUCGCCCGGCUACUGCGCUGCAUCCCGCCAUGGCCGGUCACCGCCACUACUCCAAGUACAGUUUGGCCAGCAACGUAAGCCGCUUUUAA